This is a messenger RNA of Varroa destructor (honeybee mite), 6153 nucleotides long. RefSeq names its product neuroligin-2-like. NCBI's taxonomy places the organism in Eukaryota, Metazoa, Arthropoda, Arachnida, Mesostigmata, Varroidae. The record is from RefSeq and is a predicted model, not a curated record.
GUCGCGUUCCUCUUCUCAGGGCUCGUUUGUGUAUCGUAGGCAUCGUCGUCGUUGUUGUAGCAGUGGUGGUGCUGCCGCCACCGCUGGUUCCAAGGAAACGGCCCGUUGUCACUCUUUGACGUCGACUGUCAGCGACUGAUAGUAGAGCCAAAAUAACGACAGCGGUAGCGUUGAGGCCGCUACCGUUGCUGUUGUUCGAGCGACCGUAGCCGCGGUAGUUGUCGGCCUACCAGAACCGAGUGGAAUGGCUGAGGCAUUCGCGACUACUAGCGAUCUUCUGCUGUUGGCAGUGAAACCUGUUGACUCUGUUAGUGCCAUGGCUGUUGCUACUUCGGAGAGUAACGAAGGAUUGCGAAGAUUUUAGAAGCAUUCGCUAUAGAGUUAUGAGUGGUACAAGUCUAAAGAAGCAGUCGCCGCGUAGCAAACAGCAUGUCAAUGCUAAUCGCGAUCGACAACACAACAUUGUAGUCUACUGGAAUAUGAAGCAACAAGCAAUGCAUCUAUAAAAAUUGAUACUGUACUACUCCAUCUCUGUUUUGAUUCACUUGUGUUGAUUCGACCGCUCAUGUGAUUGUAGGUGUUGAUGCUUUCUACUACGAUUAUUACGAGUACUACUACCAAGAGAAGUAGUUCUAGCGGAUAGCGUGAGUGACAGAAAAGAAGAUCAAGGAUAUAACAGAGUAACGGUUGCGUAUUUGCUGCUAGUGCGUGAGCGGUUCUUGCUAUGAGUCGCCUGUGUGUCUGUGCACGAAACUGCAGGCGGCUUGAAUCACUAUAUGUUACUGGCGAGAGUAUCACGGUCUCAGUAUCGACCUAGGUCUCCGGCUAGGGAGCCUAUACGUAUGUCUUUUUUACGAUGAACGCUCAUUCAGUACGCACGCGUAUCGGACAAUCAGUCAGCUUACCACUACCUGCGCUGAACUAUAUGGGCGUAACAGUGUGAGAGACAAAGAAAGUGAACGGCAAGGUUGACGACUUAUCAAAAUUGUUUCAAUCUGCUGAAGCCACAUAUCUGUGGCGAGGCAGCGUCAAAACGAACAUAGAAAAAAACAUUGCCAUUAUGUCGACCUAUUGUCUUUUGUAAGUCACAAAAAGAGGACCGUCGACCCGCAGAGGGUUUGUCAUAAAGUGCAAUAAGAGAGUGGUCAAGAGUUACCUCUUCUGGAUCAGCAACUAGUGAAUGGCUUGUUUAUUACACCUUGAUGUGUCCGUGAACGUUGGCACAGCAUAACCUGCCGAUUGAACUUUCUAAAAAGUCACGACACUAUCCUGAUGAGAAUAUCUGGUUGAUUAGUAAAUCAACAGAGUUCAUACUAUUUGUGUUUUGACCAGAGGUCGUGAUAUUUUUCGGCACAUAAUAUUAGUAUACUAUGUGACAAUAUAAUUGAGGAAAAUAAUUCCUGUUCAUCCAGCCAAAUGGGUGAGACGACUGUACGUCGCAUUUAGCCAGAAUAACGCAGAAACCUAUGGCUCCUCCCUUAUCUCACUAAACUACCGAAGAAGCGAAAGCCAAAUUAGCAGAAGAAAAAAAAUCUCUCGCUAAACUCGUGGCCCAUACGCUGAAAUCAUAUAAUCGCAGGUCAUUAUCAGGUCCGACGACUGUUUAACAUCCAGAUUCUAAUAACUCAACAAAAGCAGGGACGGCGCGAAAACAGCAGGACAAAGAAAAGACAACGUACGACCAACGAACCGCUGGUAAUAAUAUUACAUAUUGCGGCUGUAGUUGGUGCAAAAGAAAAAGAAGAAGACGAAUUGAUAACAGAAUGCACCGGAUUUUCCGGCGGGACUGACUCAAACGAUCUGGCCGGUAGGCUGGUUUACAGAAAGCUACAGCUGAGUGUCGUGAAUUGGACAAUGCGCCGAGCCUGAACCGAAACGCACCAUGACAGAAAUUAGCUGUCAGAGAGUUAUCGGCCAUCGUAAUAAAAGCAUUAGCAUUAUUACUAAUAGUCGUUGCAGUACGACCAGCUGCAACAACUUUGUCAUUUAUGUGCUAGUCAACCGUUAAUAGGAACGUCGUACGAAACUAUCGCGCGUAUAUGAAGCGAAUUGAGAUUUGGGCCGACGAUCGCUCUCCCUGAUACUUGUAACUGUUGUUACGGUUAGUUUCGUUAACCAUACACGUUUUAAUGAGAUAGAAAAUUCAAGCUAAGCUGAAUUACGUGUACUGGCGGUGGCUAUGACGAGCGCUUGUUUGACCUGAUGACGUGAGAGAAUCCCUGUGUCUAAGUGAAGUACAGCUAUAUUGUUUUUGUUGGAAGCCGGAAAUGUGAAUGAUGCUAGAUAAUUCGGGUAGUGAAAUAAUGAGCACCAAUGAAGGCGCCGGAGUCGGUGUAACGCGCCGGUGGUGUCCUAGAGGAAGUUUAUCCGUCUGUAUACUUGUUUUACUGUCGUUCCUUUCAGUGGAAGGGCAGUUUCGGCCAGAUUACACAGCCUACGGGCGGCCGCGAAUACUUGAUGGCCGUAUGCCAUAUGAGAAUCGCUUUCCAGGAAUUGAUCUUGAGAAACGAAUCAAAGAGGAUGGUGACUCCCGUUGUAGCGUAUUCCAGUAUGAGCAUUUGCCUCUCACAAAGAGUGUUGUAACUGACUUUGGAACGUAUGAAGGCAAGGUUGUUUACAUGUGCGAUACCCCGUCAACAAAACGAGAUGAUCGACCGGCUCAUCAGGGUGGACAAGAACUUCCGAAAAGAGAUUAUCCAACUUCGGCGAUUGUCUAUUUAGGAAUUCCUUAUGCUGAACCACCUCUCGGAUCUUAUCGACUCAGAGACCCUCAGCCUAUCCAGUUUCGUGGUAACGUUGAAGCGAAAAAGUUUCGGGCAUCUUGUCUGCAACAUACGAAUUUCACCGGUUCGAUGAAAGGCAUAAGUCAUAUCAGCGAAGAUUGCCUCUAUCUCAAUAUUUAUACGCCUAAUGAUGAAGUGAACAGUGGGCAGCGGUCCGCGGUCAUGGUGUAUCUGCAUGAUGGAGAGUUCAGUCACGGAUCCGGCAAUCUGUUCCCAGGACACAUGCUAGCCGCAUCUCAGAGAGUUAUCGUUGUGACACUCAAUUACCGACUUGGCGCCCUCGGUUUUCUAUCAACCGGAGAUAAUUCAUCAGCUGGGAACUAUGGUCUAAUGGAUCAACGGGCAGCGAUUCAUUGGGUUUACCACAAUAUCGAUAGGUUUGGAGGUGAUCAAGAACGAAUCACCCUCUUUGGACCUGGCGCCGGAGCGGCAGCUGCUGGAAUUCAUCUCAUGCAACAGAUUUAUGGAGAAGACCUGCACAUCAAACGCGUGAUUGCAAUGUCUGGAAGUGCAACCGCCGACUGGGCCUCAAUUGAUGAUGCGAUUUUUGUGCGAAAUAUCUCCCGUCUUUAUGGCGAGCAAAUAGGAUGCUGGGCUAUGGAUAGCUGGAAGCUCGUUGAGUGUCUGAAGCGAAAAAGCAAUAAUAGUGUUGAAUUCACUUUGACAACAGUGAAACCCGAACGGGGUUGGCUCCCUUGGGGACCAGUGCUCGAUCGAAAUACACGAUUCAAGUCCCCCGUAAUGCCAUACACCCCACUCGCUUAUCUUGAGCAUAAGAUGCCCCUGCCUGGUCGUAUCGAAAAAAUUGCCUACAUGACCGGCGUAAGUAGGAAUGAUGCUUCAUUUAUAGCAAAGGAAGACCAAGAGCUUCGCAACAUCGGUUACCAAAUGACCUGGGAUACAUUUGACUCAAAGAUUCGGGCCUAUGCGAAAACUUACAACUAUACAAUUAACGAAGAUGCGAUCAUUGACGCAAUUCGCUUCAUGUAUACGCCCUGGAUGCAGCCAGACAAUUCAUCUCUUCUUAUCGAAGAAUACGUGAAUAUGUUCUCAGACGCCUUGUACGCAGCGCCUAUGGAUAGGAUGGUGAAACUGCUAUUGGAAAUCAACGUGCCAGUGUACCAGUACGUGAUGAACUAUUCCUUAACUUCGGCCUACUUCCUCAAGUCGCAACGCGAAUGGGACCGUGUACCGCACGACCUUGAGUCAAUCCUCGUUUCAGGGGCACCUUUCAUGGAUCCUAAGUUUUACCCUACCGACUACAACUUCGAGUCAGUGACCUGGAGCGACGGAGAUCGAAACAUGAGCCAGUUGCUUAUGGAAGCCUGGGCUAAUUUUGCUAAGGAAGGCACUCCGACACCGAAUGCUCUUUUCGGCGUCAUUGACUGGAAACCUAUGCUUAAAGCUAUGGCGGGACUAUUUUUGUUUCUCGCGUGUGUCGGCUUCUGCUGUUACUGCCGCGCAUCCAGGUACGAUGAUGACUUUUACUAAAUGAAAAGCCGAACACAAACAAAAAGCACAAUGUUAAUGUUGAUACUCAAAAAAUGAUGAGGUUCUCGUUGAUGCCGAAUGUCGCAUCGACGUUUGAGACUGGUGAAAUCUGCCAGCGAGGGCUUGCAGAUUCCAAACCCAACAUACGGCAGUUUCUGGGAAAGACUUACGUAUGAAUGCGUUUGGCAUUGGUGGUCAGCUCUCAUACUGAGUCUUUUAUUGUAUAUAAGUAUGUCUGUAAAUGAUAAUGGAAACGUUUAGAGUAUUUUCUUGCUCGAAAGCGGCGAUUUAAAACGAUUUACUCAUUGAUUCGAAAUUGUGCUUAUAUAUAUUAAAUUUACCAAUAAGUACAUACAUUCUACAAAAUCUCAUAGAGCCAUUACUUUUAGUAGGUAGUCGCCCGUAUGCUGAACUUACUAAAAUCUGGAUUAUAUAUUACAGAUUCAAGGAACCUGACAAUUUGCCGCAUUACCGAAUAUGAUACAAUGUUUUUGCUUAUCUUUGAAAAAAGAUGUUGGGGCUGCACGCUUUUUUCAAUCAUUAUUUUGUUGACAGACUGGCCUGUUUGGCAUUUGUAAUACGAUAGUGCUUUUUAGGUAUAAUUUAUCGGUACAGGCCGACAGACAAAGGAUACUUAGUCUUACGAAAUCCACAGUAGAAUACCAAGGCAAGAGAAUCAUCCUCUACUCGGAACGGUGGGUAGCGUGAUAUCUGGACUUCGGUAGCACAAAACGCGUAAAUUCUUCGCUUGGAAAGGCGCUUCCAGUUUUGAUCGCGACAUUUGGCUCCGUUUGAGCUGGAUGACGGGUUAUCGCACGUCGGCUCUAGCGGAACGUGUGAUCAUUUUCCAAGGCUUGGCGACUUCUGCAAUAGGCGUGAUCUUGCGCGCAUAACAUGGAAUGGCUAGAAUGCGUGUGAUUUAAUGACACUUUAAGAGUUAAAUGAAAACCCUGACUGAAAGAUGGUUUACAUAUGAUUUAGCGAAAUUUUAUUUACUUCAUAUCAUUUUGUAAAUACGUACGUUGGCGUGUUAAUGGAUAAAUAGAAUAGAAGCUAAUUGCGAGUUAAUAUCGGAUGCUAAGGUUUCUGUUUACAGGCACAACCAACCUUUCUUUCAGUCUUUUUUAUUUUAUUUUGUCACGGCAUUACUUGUAAACGUUUUUCAUCAUCAUAGUACACAUUGUAAGUGUCCUUCAACGUAGAUCGGCCAUAAAGUACUCGCUAUUCGGAUUUGUUUUGUACUUUCAGACGCUUGACUAUUCUCAAAACAAGAUUCUAGAAUACAGUAAAUGAAUCAGCCUUGCUCGCUUGUGAUUUUUAUACAACAAAGCGUUAUUAAAGAAAAGCUAGAAUUAUUUAUAAAUAUAUAAAUAUGACAUCACGUAUUUAUUAAAACCCAUCGCGCAAAGAUCUGAACCUCUUCUAUUUCGCAUUCAAAAGCAGUGACGGCUCGGGCGCCUUGAUCGGUAGAAGGGGUAUCUGCGUGAUACGAGUGCGUAAAGUGUAGAAGAGAUCACUGUGCUCUAAAUUGUUGCAGCAAUGCUGGCCAUUGACGUUCUCUAGAGAACAAAAAAAAAAAAAAAAGAGCGACCGUUACUGUAUUUAUCUUGCCUGUGGACUUUCUCAGUGGUGUCCAAAAUAGCUACGUAAAAGGAUUAGCUUAAUCCGUUUACAUUCUAUUAUAAUUUUAUCCGCUACUCAAAUAACGGAAGUGCUCCCAAGAUGUUGCUGUCAGAUGUCCUUGGGUGGUUGUUUGUUUACUAGGGUGUUUAGCCUCAUUAUUCGGCCGUUGCAGACGUUCAUGUGUUACGUGGUCGCACUUUUUCAGAUAUUUGCAUGAUUCGAUCGACGAGACUGAUUAUGACAAGGCUUCAUCACU